AGGACAUUGUGGACAACAAUCUAAUGGCCGUUGGUUUCAACAAAGCUUGCCUGAAGAAUGUUUUCACAGUCAUCCUUGUCCUCAUUUAUUUGCUGCUCACUACGGUGGCUGUGUUCUUGGCCUACCAAACCAUUUCGGACUUUAUGGAGAAGCUCAACCAUCCAGUCAUGUCCGUUUCAUACAAAGAGGUUGAGGAGUUUGCUGCACCAGGAAUAGCUUUGUAUCCUGGGAAGGCGCAGUUAUUAAGUUGCAAGCAUCAUUAUCACGACAACAUUCCACCUCUUGUUGCAUUGGACAUACUAGAGGAAAGAAACUGUAUAAAAGAGGAGGUUAUUUACCACGGGCCAUAUUCAAACCAGACACAAAAGCGAGCCAUAGUGGUCAGAGGGCCGACUGAUGUGAGGAACCGAGAACUUCUAUUCCUCCAGUUCAGUCGGAAUGAAACGGAAGAGGAUUUCAGCGCAAUCAGUUACAUGAUUUUUGCCAAAUUUAGUGACAUGCUUGAAAGCUCAGAUAAAGCGGCUUUUAUGAUGGACUGUGAAAGGAAUUACUCAAUGUGGACCUUCUCUGGAGGCUUUCGGACAUGGGUCAAAAUGUCUUUGGUCAAGACGUCAGGCAGAGGAGAUGAAUCAGUUGAAUUUAGACAGGAGGUAAUAUAUUAUUUAUAG
Sinocyclocheilus grahami is the source of this 668-nucleotide messenger RNA. RefSeq names its product transmembrane protein 206-like. Bases 24 to 668 code for a protein of 214 amino acids. Lineage: Eukaryota; Metazoa; Chordata; Actinopteri; Cypriniformes; Cyprinidae. The transcript is spliced from 4 exons. The record is from RefSeq and is a predicted model, not a curated record.